UCAAAAAGUUCGGGUUGGUACAGCAAGGGCUCUAGCUAGCUAGUAGAAAACUACAACCACAAGAGGAGACAACUGUUACUAAUCAAUCGCAGCCAGAUCUCGUUACUUUCAGUAGUUAGUAGCAAAGAGUUCUUGUUGCUGUUGUUUUACAUGAAAUAGCAAGAGUAUCCAUAGAUUGUAUCCAUCUUUUUGUAUCAUCAUCAUGGACGCUGAUACUAGUAGUAGUGCAUUUGACAGCGGUCCAUUGCGUGUGGGAACAUGGACGGAGGAGGAAAGGGCGUACAUGAACGCGCUGAUGGGAGAGUUCAAGGAGGGUUCGUUGAAUCUGGACGAAGGCACGACGAUGAGAGGGUUCCUGGCGAAGCAGCUCCACUGUGGUGUCAAGCGGAUUUCGAAAAAGAUGGAAGGCUUUGAUUACAAGGGUCGUCACAGCUAUUGUCCCCACAACAACACGUUGUCGCCACAAGAGACGACGGCGCGACGAGAGCGAGUAAAAGUGUUGAGGAGCAAGUUUUUGGAAUCCUUGGAAAAGCUUCGUCUUCCCGGAUCCAAAGCAUACAAGGAGGAACAAGCCAAAAAGGAUCAAGCCAAAAUGGGGAAGAAAAAGGCACCGGCAAUGUGGCAACCACCACCGGCGGAUCCAAAGCGAGAACGGGCCAACUUGCUAGAAGCCAUUGGGGCCGCGGUAGGCGAUGAUGCACUCUGGCAAAUAGACGAGCCUACUACAACGACGGCCGCUGCUGCUCCAAGUCUCACAGCAAACGACAACCAUCAAAGCAACCAACCUACUGCGGUACAGCUGGAACGGAAACAACCGGCCAGAAGAACGAGUCUCACCCAGGUUGGACUCGAUGCUGCUGCUGCUGCUUCUUCUGUAAAUCCAUCUCUCUUGUCCCUCGGAAUCACCAAUCUACCACCCGCUACGACAUGGACAGCGAAUACUAAUCUUUCCGUGGAUCACAGCUUGGCACUGCUGAGAAUGAACAUGGCAGCACAGACAACCGCAAACCAAGCAUUCCACCGCCCAAGUUUGGGAAGGGCGUCCUUGUUCGACCAAGCCGCUGCCAUGGAAUUGACGCAGCACAAUCAGAACAAUAGCUUCCACCCACUGUUUGGCAACAACAAUCCUCUCAACUAUCAUCUUAAUCAACCAACAACAACAAAUAGUGAUGCUGGACUGUUCCAUACUAAUAACCCCACAAGAAGGACAUCAUUGGCCCAAACCCAAUCUGCUGCUGGAAUGACUCCUGAUAUGGUUGCCACGACACGCCUCUGCAACCCACUACUACAUCAGCAGUCUCUUGCCAAUCAGCAUCAUACUAUGAAUCCAUCUGCUGCUGCUGCGUUCCUUGGUAUGAAUGGCAUUGAUGAGGCAAGGAAAUUGGCCAUUCUUCGAGCGUCCGGCGGAGUUCCUACUGAUAUGCAUAGACCAAGACCAUGCUUUGACGAACCUGCGUCGAAACGGGUACGGAGGACGAGCGGCGGCAAUUUCUAGCUACUAUAGCUAGACUAGCGCUUUUGGUGGGGACUAG
This is a messenger RNA of Seminavis robusta, 1532 nucleotides long. Lineage: Eukaryota; Bacillariophyta; Bacillariophyceae; Naviculales; Naviculaceae. The record is from the annotation of a GenBank genome assembly.